AGGCGGAGCUUUGGGAUCUGCGACCUCACUCCACCUGGAAACAGUGAAGCUCUUUUUCAGGUGCUGGAACAGUAAGAGAACCUGCGGGAAGGAAGUGGACUGUCACCACCACACUAAUUACAUUCUAGCACUGAAGGAUAAAAGGCGAAACCAUGGCACAAGCUGAUAUUGCACUGAUUGGUUUGGCUGUGAUGGGCCAAAACCUGAUCUUAAACAUGAACGACCAUGGCUUUGUGGUGUGUGCCUACAACAGGACAGUCUCCAAGGUGCAGGACUUCUUAAACAACGAAGCGAAAGGAACGAACGUGGUGGGGGCGCAGUCCCUGGAGGACAUGGUGUCCAAGCUGAAGAAGCCCCGGCGAGUUGUUCUGCUGGUCAAGGCAGGCCAGGCAGUGGAUGACUUCAUUAGCAAGCUGGUUCCUUUGCUCGAAGCAGGGGAUAUCAUCAUUGAUGGAGGCAACUCUGAAUACAGGGACACAGUGCGGCGGUGCAAGGAGCUGAAGUCUGCACAGCUGCUGUUCGUUGGCAGUGGAGUGAGCGGAGGGGAGGAGGGGGCCCGCUAUGGACCCUCGCUGAUGCCCGGAGGUCACAAAGAGGCUUGGCCACACAUCAAAGAUAUUUUCCAGAGCAUCGCUGCUAAAGUGGGAACGGGAGAGCCGUGCUGUGAUUGGGUUGGUGAUGAGGGCGCAGGCCACUUUGUGAAGAUGGUGCACAAUGGUAUUGAAUACGGAGACAUGCAGUUGAUCUGCGAAGCCUACCACCUGAUGAAGGAUGUUCUAAGCAUGGACCACGAUGAAAUGGCCAAGGUAUUUGAAGAAUGGAACAAGACUGAGCUGGACUCCUUCCUAAUUGAAAUCACCGCAAACAUCCUGAAAUUCCGGGACUCCGACAACAAGCACUUGCUCCCCAAGAUCCGAGACGCGGCCGGACAGAAGGGCACAGGGAAGUGGACUGCUAUCUCUGCGCUGGAGUACGGCACGCCGGUCACUUUAAUAGGCGAGGCUGUCUUCGCACGAUGCCUGUCCUCGCUGAAAGAGGAAAGAGUCGAAGCCAGCAAAAACCUUAAAGGACCCAAAGGGGCGGAAUUUAACGGAGAUAAGAAGGUGUUCCUUGAGGACAUCCGACAGGCUCUCUAUGCCUCCAAGAUCAUCUCGUAUGCCCAGGGUUUCAUGCUGCUCCGACAGGCAGCCAAAGAGUUUGGCUGGUCGCUCAACUAUGGUGGGAUCGCUCUGAUGUGGAGGGGAGGCUGCAUCAUCAGGAGUGUUUUCUUGGGCAAGAUCAAGGAGGCGUUUGAUGGGAACCCUGAGCUCCAGAGCCUGCUUCUGGAUGAUUUCUUCAGAAAGGCGGUUCAGGAUUGCCAAGAGUCUUGGCGCCGCGCAGUGAGCACUGGAGUGCAGGUGGGCAUCCCCAUGCCCUGCUUCACCACGGCUCUCUCGUUCUACGAUGGGUACAGACACGACAUGCUGCCAGCCAAUCUCCUCCAGGCCCAGAGAGAUUACUUUGGCGCCCAUACUUACGAGCUGCUGACUAAGCCUGGGCAGUACAUCCACACAAACUGGACUGGCCACGGAGGCAACGUGUCCUCUUCCUCCUACAACGCCUAGCGAGCGGCCGGGCCCACAACCCACAGGCAGCCGGAAGCUCUGACCACCUGAGAUGGCAUCUCACACAUUCCUUAUUUUAAACCAAAUCAAAAGCCAUCACCUGGUUUAGAAAUAUUAAAUAUAUCUAAUAUUUUUUAUUAUAGAAUUGUAUGAGGAAAAACGAAGUCUAGAAGGCGUGCUGAACGAAUAUUUAAUAGGUGGAUAAAUGUGGACAAUAAACUCUGUAAACAAAAUGUUUUGUUGUGUGUUGCAGCUUUUCAGCACUUAAGUAGCGACUGUAAGUUCAAGUGUGUGUGUGGUGUGUUGGUUUUUUUUUUUUUUUUUUCAAUGCGGUCAAAAGGUUUUGAUUCUAAAAUCAUGUUGCCAGUUUACAGCUGUAAUCCUGGAUUAAACUGAACACUCACAAUGUGUUAGAUUCUUCUGCUAAAUAAAGAUUCAAAUCCCUUUCUAA
This is a messenger RNA of Acipenser ruthenus (sterlet), 2055 nucleotides long. Its product is annotated as 6-phosphogluconate dehydrogenase, decarboxylating. NCBI's taxonomy places the organism in Eukaryota, Metazoa, Chordata, Actinopteri, Acipenseriformes, Acipenseridae. The record is from RefSeq and is a predicted model, not a curated record. Gene Ontology annotation, molecular function: NADP binding; phosphogluconate dehydrogenase (decarboxylating) activity. Gene Ontology annotation, cellular component: cytosol. Bases 153 to 1604 code for a protein of 483 amino acids. Gene Ontology annotation, biological process: pentose-phosphate shunt; pentose-phosphate shunt, oxidative branch. The transcript has 13 exons.